This is a messenger RNA of Austrofundulus limnaeus, 3998 nucleotides long. Its product is annotated as cAMP-specific 3',5'-cyclic phosphodiesterase 4B. Gene Ontology annotation, biological process: signal transduction. Gene Ontology annotation, molecular function: 3',5'-cyclic-nucleotide phosphodiesterase activity. The record is from RefSeq and is a predicted model, not a curated record. Lineage: Eukaryota; Metazoa; Chordata; Actinopteri; Cyprinodontiformes; Rivulidae.
CCUGAUAAAAGGGGGGCGCGUGCCUCCGCCGCGCGGCUUUAGAGGAGCGGACGGACGGAGGAGGACAGCGGCACCAGGAUCCUCCGAGAGCGGACGUUGAACCCGUGAAGCUGCACAGCGCAGGAAGAAGCUGCUCUGUCUGACGGACCAUCUGACAGUAAAAGAACCCCGUGAACCCUCCCAGCAUGAAGAAAAGCAGGAGUGCUCUUGGGGUCACACCAGGUGAUCUUGGAGUUUGAGAAUGGCCCGUCUCUGUGCUGCAGUCCUUCAGACCCGCAGGCCUCCCCGGGCUCAGGCCUGGUCCUGCACCCCAACGUGGCGGCCCACGGCCAACGCAGGGAGUCCUUCCUGUAUCGCUCUGACAGCGACUAUGACCUAUCACCCAAGUCCUUGUCUCGAAAUUCUUCUAUUGUUGGAGAGCUGCACAGUGAAGACUUGAUUGUGACUCCAUUUGCUCAGGUUCUGGCGAGCCUUAGGACUGUCAGGAACAAUUUCACCACUUUGACAAAUGUGCAGUGUGUAUCUAAUAGGAGGUCUCCUGCAGCCCACCAGCCCUGCGUCACCAAAGUCUGUCUCUCAGACGAGUCCUACCAGAAGCUGGCCAUGGAGACGAUGGAGGAGCUGGACUGGUGCCUGGACCAGCUGGAGACCAUCCAGACUUACCGGUCCGUCAGCGAAAUGGCCUCAAACAAGUUCAAAAGGAUGCUGAACCGGGAGCUGAGCCACCUGUCUGAGAUGAGCCGCUCAGGCAACCAAGUGUCCGAGUACAUCUCCAGCACCUUCUUAGACAAGCCAAACGAACUAGAGCUGCCAUGUCCGGUUCAGAAGUCCAGAGAAAGGAAGAGGAGGCAGGGUCAGCAGCAUCAACAACAACAACAGCAGCAGCAGCAGCAGGUUGGGAUGAUGGCGCAGAUCAGCGGGGUCAAAAAGGUCAACCACACUUCCAACGUCUCUGCAAGCAGCGGAAAUCGCUUCGGAGUCAAAACCGACCAGGAGGAGCUGCUUUCCAAAGAUCUUGAAGACAUCAACAGAUGGGGGCUGAACAUCUUCCGAGUGGCGGAUCAUUCUCACCACCGGCCGCUCACCUGCAUCAUGUACAGCAUUUUUCAGGAGCGAGACCUGAUGAGGACGUUCAAGAUUCCGACCGACACCUUUGUGACGUUCAUGCUGACCCUGGAGGACCACUACCACUCGGACGUGGCGUACCACAACAGUCUGCACGCGGCCGACGUGGCCCAGUCCACGCACAUCCUGCUGUCCACGCCCGCUCUGGAUGCCGUCUUCACAGAUCUGGAGAUCUUGGCAGCCAUAUUUGCCGCAGCUAUUCAUGAUGUGGACCACCCAGGAGUGUCUAACCAGUUCCUCAUCAACACAAACUCGGAGCUGGCGCUGAUGUACAACGAUGAGUCAGUGCUGGAGAAUCACCACCUGGCCGUGGGCUUCAAGCUGCUGCAGGAAGACAACUGCGACAUCUUCCAAAACCUGAGCAAGAAGCAGAAGCAGACGCUGCGCAGGAUGGUCAUAGACAUGGUCCUGGCCACGGACAUGUCCAAACACAUGAACCUGCUGGCCAAUCUGAAAACCAUGGUGGAGACAAAGAAGGUGACCAGCUCCGGUGUCCUGCUGCUGGAUAAUUACACGGACAGGAUGCAGGUGCUGUGUAAUAUGGUCCACUGUGCAGACCUGAGUAAUCCCACCAAACCUUUGGAUGUGUACCGGCAGUGGACAGACAGGAUCAUGGACGAGUUCUUCCACCAGGGGGACAGGGAGCGGGAGAGGGGGAUGGAGAUCAGCCCCAUGUGUGACAAGCACACAGCCUCGGUGGAGAGAACACAGGUGAGCUUCAUAGAUUACAUCGUGCACCCUCUGUGGGAGACGUGGGCCGACCUGGUCCACCCCGACGCCCAGGACAUCCUGGAUACACUUGAGUACAACAGGAACUGGUACCAAAGCAUGAUCCCCCAGAGCCCCUCUCCUCCGUUCUACGCCAGCGACGGAGAAGGAGGCCCACUGCGGGACAGUGAAGGGGGGCCUGUAGCCAGUAAAUUUCACUUUGAGCUGACUCUGGACAGCGAGGACACAGAGGGACACAGGGACAGUGGGGCGAUGGACGCGGGCGUUGACCAGGUUGGGACAUGUGACGUCUCGGCUGCAGACACCUAGCUGGAAAACGGAGCGACUCUCGUUGAGUUGGUUGAAUUGCAGUGGAGCCAUCCUGCAGUGUGGCUUUGUUGUUGUUUCUUGGAGCUGCCUGGUGAAGCAGGCCUGCCUGAACGCCGGGCGCCCCCCGCAAACGAGGCCUGGAAACCCUGUUGCAGUUUGUUUGCGAGCCCCGCGAGACGGAGCUGGGAGGAGCGUCUUCUCUGGUCUUCGAUGAGAUGAAUCCGGAGCGUAAACGUCUCAAACAGACGGGAUGAACUGGGAAACAGAAACCUUCCCAACGUUGCACUUCAGCACAUUUUUCUUUUCAUGUGUUCAUAACUGUAUUUCAAAACUGGAUACCACAACAAAAAACGACUCAUCAGCGGACUAUUAGUAACCAUGGAAUUGUUUGGUUUUCACAGUUUGUCUAAAAAAAAAAAAAAGAAAACGGUUGAGCCUUUUGUUUUGUACAACCAUGUGUUUUUGUAAGUGUUUUAUAUCCUGUAGUAUUUAACACAUUCAUGUAGCUGUAAAAUGUGUCCAGUUUUCUACAAAAGGACAUAAUCGUCUCAGUCUUCCUAAAAGUCUGGCAAUAGUUUAAAGUUAUUCUCACAAAAAAAAGGUGGAUGUAUGUUGAAAAUCAGUGGACUUCCCAGCACAAUUUGCACUUUGUGGCACACUGUAAAACCAGGAGUGUGGAAGGACAGGAUGCUUGGAUCGCCAAAAAAAAUGCUUUUUUAUGAACCCAAAUAACUUUUUUUAACCUAAAGCGCAACAUGUAGGCAUUUCUGUCGCUCCAAAAAAAAAAAAAAACCCUUCCAAAGAUUUAAAAAAAAAACCCGAAGCAGCACUUUUCACUGUCACUGAAAGAGCAACACCUGAAGAGUCACCGGUGAUACAAAGCGAAGUCACGCAGAUUUAUUCAAACUUUCUCUUCUUAGAGAAUCAAGGCAAAUAGAGCCUGUUUUGUUUUUUUUGAAAUAGUUUACAAACACAAAGUUCCUGACUUAUUCCUCUCUGCUUUCCCAUGACACAAAACUAGUUUCACUUCAUAAUCUCCUCCGUUCAUCGGUUCACACACCUGUUUGUGCUUCGCAGCGUGCCAUUCUCCUGAACGCGCUUUACGUGGUGACUCGUUAUGACCUCUGGAUGACCGUAAGACGGCGCACAGUUUAACGAAAACAAAUAGUGACAGAAUAUUUGUACAAAAUGUAGAUUUUUGUUUCUCGCAGCACCUUGAAUACACUGACAGCUCUGCAGCUGGUUGCAGAUCUGUUCAACACUUCCUGAAAGGUACAGCAGACGUAUGAUGAGGGGGGAUGACGCGUUUGUGUGGUCGUCUCCUGCGCGCGUGUGUGUGCGUGAGUGUGUAUCUGAAGUGGUCACAGAGUGUCUUGUUACACCAAGCUGUGUUGUGACGACAGUAAUACUGUAUUUAUUAUUACCUUUUCCCUGUACAUAAUGAUUGCUAAUAUUCACUGUAUAAUUAUUAUUUAUAUGCACUACAACACGUCACAGAUUGACUGAACUUGUCUUAUUUUAGUCUGAUAUUUUGCUACAAGACCUUUUCGAGAAGUCCUGAAAAGUAUGUCUGCUUUGUCAGAGGAGUUCACCUCCUGAGCCGACGGCAGUUUUUUAAUCAUUUGCUCCUGGCAGGUUGUUGUGACUGGAUAUUUACUGCAGCCUGUGUGUACGGUGACGGGUCAUUGUACAGCUGUAGGAAAAGUUGCUGAAUUAUAUAGCAUUGUUUCAAAUAUAUUUUUUCAGUGUUUUCCUCACAGUGUAUUGUUCAAGUUGUGUAUGUUGUGCUCAACAAAUGUUUUCUAUGACUAUUAAAAUGAGCAUGUAUAACAGAG